AUGAUUACCCCAUUUUUCACAAUAUCACAAGAUGAUGAAUUUAUUUAUAUUGAUGUGAAAAUAUCUCACAUUAGGUUCAGUGCACCAAAUAUUGAAAUGACGGUGGAAAAUGAAUUGUUUGUAUUUUCCUUACCUCCAUACUAUUUACGUUUAAGGUUUCCGUACCCUUGUAUUGAAGAUGAUAGAUCACACGCAGAAUAUGAUUCCAAAACUGAAUGUGUGAAAAUAAAAAUCCCUAAAGAAACAAAAGGUCAAUUUUUCCCUGAUUUAGACUUGACAGCAAAAUUGUUGGCUAGAACCAAUGAACCAAAAGUGGGUGAUAUAGGACAAGCCAAUUCAUCGAAACCAUUGAUUGAAGAGUUAGAUGUCGACAACACUAACCCAGGUGCUCAAGCAGAAAGGGAUUUGGCAGAACGUGAACAAUUCAAUUGGGAGGUUAAACAAGAUGUGCCAACCAAUCCGGAUUUAACAUCUACAGCUACUGACAAUUCUGACGUUAAUUUGAAACCAAUAAAGUAUGGAUUUAAUAACCAAUAUGAUAAUAUUGUCGGCGUAUCAGUUGCUAAUGGUAACGAUAUUAAUGAAUUAGCUGACCCAGAGAAUACACCCGAAAAUGCUCGUAUAAUUGAAAGACUAAUUAAAGAGAAUAUAAAAUUUGAUCCUGAAAUGUAUGCUGCCGAUUACAUAAUGAAAGUACAUCCAGAACAAGACGACGAAAACAAAAAUUUUAAGGAAUUAAUUGAUUGGAAAAAUCCAUUAAUUCAGAAAUUCCUAAAAUGGUAUAAAGCAGACAAGCAAUUACCCGAAGCUGAAAGAACAUCAAUUAUGCCAGUCGAAUUUUCAAAAGAGGAACAAGAAAAAAUGAUGAAUUUACCAAGGAAAUCAUAUUUGAUAGAUGAUAGUUAUAAACCAGAGAUUUUGCUUACUACAAUAUGUUUAUUGUUUGCUUAUCAUUUUGAUUUGAGGGAAAAUGAAGGUGAUCAUAAUAUUGAAAGUGCUUGGACAAUUGGUAAAAUAGUUCCUCAAUUUUCAUUUCUUGACUCCAAAAUUGUGAUUGAAAAUAACUAUAAUGUUUUGAGAGCGGCCAUAAUAACAUGCAUCAGACGUGCACUAACUUAUCCCUACCACAGAAAUUUUGACAUGAUAACUAAAGUAUGGGAUGAUGUGUAUUAUAAUUUGCGCGGUGGGAAACGACUUGUCCUCAAAGCGUUAUUGGACUUGAAGGAAUUAUUCCGUUUUCACGACAUUUACUAUGUUUACGAUAAGAUAUGGUUAGAAGAUUUGUGUGCAUAUUUGAUAAGCGAUAAUGUUUCUGAAGCAACAAUCAGAAAUCUCGCCCAUGAUAUACAAAAAGAGGUGUCAAGCAUUAAGAAAGCAGAUAUCACCUUUGAAAAAGCUAACCUAGAGAGUGCUGAAACUGUUGAUGAUAAUGAAGGCAACGGCGAAGACAGCGAAUUGAUUGCGUUAAGUUUACCAGAAAUAGAGGUCAUGGCUGAAGAGAUGUUCCAACAAGUUCAAUCACAACAAUAA
Messenger RNA from Candida albicans SC5314, 1530 nucleotides. RefSeq names its product Hsp90 cochaperone. The coding region runs from base 1 to 1530 and encodes 509 amino acids. Gene Ontology annotation, biological process: box H/ACA snoRNP assembly. Gene Ontology annotation, cellular component: nucleoplasm; cytoplasm. The transcript has a single exon. Lineage: Eukaryota; Fungi; Ascomycota; Pichiomycetes; Serinales; Debaryomycetaceae. The record is from RefSeq and is a predicted model, not a curated record.